Molecule: messenger RNA, 13763 nt
Organism: Astyanax mexicanus (Mexican tetra)
Lineage: Eukaryota; Metazoa; Chordata; Actinopteri; Characiformes; Acestrorhamphidae
Product: rho guanine nucleotide exchange factor 17
Exons: 21
Coding region: 665-8203 (2512 amino acids)
Biological process (GO): actin cytoskeleton organization
Molecular function (GO): guanyl-nucleotide exchange factor activity; protein binding
Source: RefSeq, a predicted model, not a curated record
CGCCACAUUAAGCCCCUCCCACACUUGAACCGAGCAUUUGCAUGCAAAAAAAGAAAAGAAAAGAAAAGACAAACAGAAGUGAAGGAAAGCUUCAUUAUGGACAAAUAAUAACAGUGACGGGCGCAGGAUGAGUUUGGAGGGGGACUCCUCGCGCUGGAGAUGGGAUUUGUUUUGGAAGGCGCGCGCAAUUGGAGGAAAGGAGAGCUUUCUGAGGUGCCUUCAGGGUUGAACUGUGUGAAGAAGUUUGUUGAAGAAGUUCAAGAAGUUCUCUGGACCGCAUGUUUGGUGCUUUUGAGACUUUGUGGAGUGGAGUUUAAAGGACGUGGGCGAGGAGAAGACAUGCUGAGAGGUGUGGACACGAGUUUUUCCACUUUCAGGUAGUUUUACCGCAGUUUUGCGCAGGUUUACGCGUCUUUGUUCUGUUUGUAGUGCUUGUAGUUUGGUGCGUUUGGGGGUUUCAGCCCCCCAUGCGCUCUUCUGCUGGGAAGUUCGCGUGGUUAAAUGGGGGAGGCUGUAGACUCUGGACUGUAGAGGCUGUAGCUGUGGAGAGCUUUUCUCAAUGAACUAAAAGGGAAAAAAAGGAGGGAAAUAAGCUCAAACUCCUAAAGAGAGAGACAGAGAGAGAGAGAAAAAAACAAAGUGUGGGGGAGGACAAGCAAACGCAAUGGCAGGGAAAGAGACAGAAAGUAAAGCAGCUGUUUACUGUUCUGUCUCCAUCAAAAAGCUGGAUAGCUGGACCAUAAUAAGUAAGAGCCAGGACCAGCAACACCACAAAUCAGAGGAUUUAGAAAGCGCAGCAGCCCUUCCCCCUCAGGCUGUGGCAGCAGCAGGAGAAAAAGCUCAGCCCUCGGACGGCCAGAGUGUUGCUGUUGCAAGAAAAGUUUCCAAAAUCUCAGCAGCCUUCCUCCCAACCACAGAGCUAAACACAGCCUCUGGUCUCACAGUUCGCCUACUCUCUGAGAAGUUCAGUGCAAGCCACGGCUCUGUGCUGCUAGGAGCUAAGAGUUCUGCUUUUCCCAGGGCAAGAUCUGCAGAUCCAGAUCCUGAUCAAUAUCAAGACCUAUCAAUAUCACCUGUUCAGCACAGUGGAUUAUUACCUGAAGUUCCUCCAACUGAAGCUGACGUUUCACUGGGUAAUACAUCACCUACUCAAACUAAUCAAACUACUCAAACUAUCCCAACUACUAAGGAUCAUCACUACUCAGCUCGGGAGUCUGUGUCUGGCUCAGAUUCCUCCUUGGACCGUGGAGUUCCGAGAAGACGGGCUCGGAAAUCUGUAGAUGGCACGACUGCAGGAGUUCCAGCCUACAAAUCCAAUCGCAGGUAUCGCUCUUCGUUCGACGAGGCACCGCACCUUCACAUUGACUCAACCUGGCCGAGUGUAACGAAAAUCCGAGAGCUGUUCGGGGACGGGACUGAAAAAGCCCAGGAAAAGCCUCAACAACAGCAACUUCAACCCAGAAAGCAGCACAGGUCCACGUCAGACGCAGACGACUUGAAAUCCAUCGCACAUCACCUUCACCUUCAGUACUUAAACCAGUACGCUUCGAAAGAGGAGAGCUCUGUUGAUCUGUCUUCUUCUUCUUCGGACCUCUUUCACGACUCGCUGCAAAGAGGAGCUUGGCAUGAUGCGUAUCAGGAGGACAGCUCAGAUUAUGGCACAGACAGGCUGUCUGGGCUGCCGCCCGCGGACUCGGCUUUGCUAAGCCGCAAGGAGAAACUGUGUCACUCUACUUUUAGCACUGAAACUUGUUCCCACGAUGAUUUAAGCUGGCAAACAGAGCUGAGGAGAAAGCAGCAACAGCACCAGCAGCAGCAGCAACAAUCAUCGGAUAUAAGCAACACAUGUGGUGGCAGAGAGGGAACACAGGGCUGCCCAGCAAGAGUGGGCAGAGUGGGCCGUGACCCCAGGCCCUCUCCCUCUCCCCCGACCCCACCGCCUCGCAGUAGCUCGGCUGCACUACCUCUCAGCUCCCAUCACUCCUGUGCUCACCAUAAGCAGCUGGAGGAGCAGAGGCAGAGGGCAACGCAGCCACCGGAUAGUUUGCAUUCCUCACAUAACUCCUCAAAACCACACACAGGCCCCUCCGUGGAAGUGGAAGCAGCCAGCGUUCGCAGGAGAGUCAGCUCUGGAGAAGAGGAGGAGGAGGAGGACGAGUCUGAAAGAAGACAGACUGGUAGAAACUCGCACUUGUUUGCUCUUCGCAGCAAUGGAGGACUUGGCACCAAGUAUGGCGCCUGGGCAAAGCCAGUGCGAAGGUCGUCAGGCAGCGAGGAAGACAGUCCUGGAAGUUUAGCUCAUCACAGCAGAGACAUUAGACGGCGCUCUUUGAGAAAAAAGAAGAAAAGCAGCAGCAGCUGCAGUAGAGACAAUGGGGAGUCUGACGACAGCGAUGAGCCCCAGCAGCCUGUAGCAACUGAGCACCUGGAGCGUCACCAGCCUCAGCACCAACACCAGCACCUGCACCAGCACCAUCAGUCCUCUGAUUCCCAUUCCCAGAUGGAGGGCCACAAGCCUGAAGGUUUCCAAAACAGGUCAAGGCCCUGUUAUGGUGGGCCAGCAUGGGAGCGAGGGUACCCAAUCCAAGGCUCCUCAAUAGUUCAGGAAAGCUACAAGCGCCUGUACAAAGCAUCUGAAGGUCAAGUUGGUUCCAGUCACGUCCCACUAGUGUCACGUGUAUCAAAAGUAAACAUCCCCUCAUUUUUAAUAAGUCCCCUAGGGUCGCGGAGCAGCAGCAGGUAUUCUAGCACAGAGACCCUGAAAGAAGAGGAUCAGCCAUCUAAUGUUUCGAAUGCUUCGUCAUCUGUUUUAAGCAAAACGUUUCACGGCAAUGCCACUAUGUACCGCUCACCUAGCUUUGGACAUGGAGACAACUUUUCUCGGGCUCCCGUCCGGGUUCGACCCAGGUUAGUGCCUGGGUUAAGUCCGGGUGAUGCUGUCUCUGGCACGACAGAUAACAGGCUAUACCGUAGCUCUGUCGUCAGCGAUAAACAAAAGGAUAGAAUAUCCAUGUCGAAUCCUGAUAUUGCCUCAGAUACUCUAUCCCUGCUGAGCUACCUGAAAACAGAUUUACAAGAGCUGAGAAUGAAGAAGAGAAAAGGAUGUGACGGUGAAGAAGGGCUUAACUAUGGCUUCCAGGGUGGUCAUGGUACGUCCCCUGUCUACAGAAUGGGCUCAAGAACAGCGCCAGGUCUGAACACCAGACGGCCUUCGCUGAAAGACCUCACUGCCACUUUGAGGAGGGCCAAAUCUUUUACGUACUCUGAGAAGCCGUUAGGGCGAAACUGUUCAGGGACUGGGCCGGCUAUGAGGAGUUCCUCCGAGCAGCGACUGGACUGUGAUGGAGACGAUGGAGAUCGAAUAGUGGUCUCCGAUCGUGAAGUGGAAAGUGAUGAUUGUAGAGCUGGCUAUGGUGGCUACGACGAGCCCAUGCCAACCCCUCUUCAAGAUCGCUACGUUCAAGAAGCGAGACAGGUUAUACGUGAUAUUUGCAACAUGAGUGCUGGUAAAGAUGACGACGAUUACAAUUAUGAAGAUGAUGAAGGAUUCAAAGGAAAAGAGAGCUCUGUUUUGGAUGAAGAUGGCAAAGAAGGAGAUAAGAUGAUGAAAAUGAUAAUGAAGCAACAUGAGAAGGAGGAUGUGCAGAUUGUAGACACUGAAAAAUGUAAAGAGCAAGCUGAGCGGGAAAGUGCGAAGUGCUUACUGAGAGGAAAUUCGGAAGAGAAUGUGUUCUGUGAUAAGUUGGUGGACGAGCUGUCUGGACACGAGUCCAGUCUGACAGAUGAAGGAAUAGUAACAGAGCCGGAGGCUGGAGGGCUGUCCUCUGGCACAGAUAUACUGGGCCAGACGCUCACUGUUUGGAAUCAGUCUGGACUGUAUGAAGAGAAGGCGGCUGACAUGACUCCCGAGAACUCUUUCUCCGCUCCGGCUCCUUCUGUAAGGACGGAAUAUGAAGCGGUAGCCAUCGGAGGAGAUCUAAACAUCAGUAAAAACAUCAACCAGACUGCUGUGGAAGCUCCUUCAACUCCCAGUGCUCUACGGAGACGGAGAAAGUUCUCCUCAACAGGCAACAAUGGCUCGGACUCAAGCAAUGGGAGUAACGGUGAGUCGAAUGGCGAGUCUGCUUAUCGCUCUCUUAGCGAUCCCAUGCCAAGACGUCGCUCGGUUGCAGAAGACACGGGUAACGGCUACUCAGUGGACAGCAACCUGCUCGGUUCACUUUCUCUAAACUCCAAAGCAGGGGUUGGAACAGACUCCUCUGCUGCAGAUCUCUCUGAAUGUACCGGCAGCGCGGCGAGUGACCUCUCGGUUUGUAGCGACAGUCUCCGAGAUUACAGCAACGUCAUCCAGAGCAUUGUGCACGAGCCUGGUGCUAUGGACAAACUCAUUGACGAGAAAGCGAAUGGUAAAGCUGUGAAAAAGAAAAGUUUUAGCGACCCCAGCAGGCGUGGAGAAUUGACCGCGCCAACCCUGGAUGUCCAGAAACAUCCCAACGAACCUAUCAAUGAAUCCGAGCAGCCCAUCCCACCUUCCAGCAGCGAGCCUAUCUUGUCAGAGCAAAGAGACGAGCUGUGGGAGCUGAACAAUGAACAGCGACAGCCUUAUUCGGGUCGGAGACCUCGGUCGCAGUCUGAGCACGUUCUGCCUUCACAAUUGGACCGAAACAGGAAUACUAAAGCAGAUGGUGAUGAAUCAGGCUUCUCUUUUGACCCAAAGCUGGCUCAAGUCUUGUCACCCUGCAUAAGCCGACGCAGCUACAAGAAACGCACUCAUCGUGUCGCCCACCAGCACUCCUGCGAGGAAGGAGACCAGCUACAAGAGCAACAGGAGGAGAACCAGUCCCCUGAAGAUCGUCUGGCUCUGGAUGACACAGCGUCAGUCCUUCCUCAACUCCCACCUCCUAAAAUUAGGCCGAAACAUGUGCGCCAUGCGAGCGAACCUGCCACCUUUUUACCCAUCGCUCCUUCCCCCUCCAACCAAGACCACCAGCAAGGUAGCACCUUUAAGCCCCCAGAACUCAAACACAACCAGGGUGAGGGAACCCCGUCACUUGAGGACGUGACUGAGCAGUACAUCUUAGCCUUGAACCCUCCUGAAGGGUCUUCGGAUGCCCCGGUGUCGAGCGCUGAGGAGGUCGUGACCGAGGGUUCCAGGUCUAUUCCUGCGACCCCGACCACUCCGAGUGGACCCAGCGUUCAGAGGAAGUCCAGCGUGGAUCUGAGUCCAGCUCCGCUCAAAGCCAAGCCUCGGGUGGAUAUGAGAAGACAUGUGGUGAUGACUCUGCUGGACACUGAACAGUCGUAUGUGGACUCGUUACGCACACUCAUCCAGGGUUAUAUGAAGCCGCUGAAGCAGCCGGAUAACUCCCCCCUGUGUGAUCCGUCUCUGGUGGACGAGAUGUUCUAUCAGAUCCCUGAGAUCCUGGAGCAUCACGAGCUCUUCCUGGAGCAGGUGCUCAUCUGCGUCAACGACUGGCACGACCGCCAGAUCAUUGGCCAGCUGCUCGUCCAAUCAUUCUCUAAAGAGAUCCUGGCUAAUAUCUACUCUGCGUACAUCGACAACUUCCUGAACGCUAAAGACGCGGUGCGGAUCGCCAAGGAGGCCAAACCUGCUUUCAUGAAGUUUCUGGAGCAAAAUAUGCGUGAGAAUAAGGAGAAGCAGGCUCUGGGGGAUCUGAUGAUCAAACCGGUUCAGCGAAUCCCUCGAUAUGAGCUGCUGGUCAAAGAUCUGCUGAAACACACUCCAGAGGACCACCCCGACCACCCGUUCCUGUUGGACGCUCAGAAGAACAUAAAACGAUUGGCUGAAAAGAUCAAUAAGGGGCGGAGGAACGCGGAGGAGGUGGAGCGGGAGACGAGGGUCAUGCAGGAGAUCGAGGCACAUAUAGAGGGGGUGGAGCAUAUCCUGAAUCCUCAGAGGAAGUUCCUUAGACAGGAAAUGGUGAUGGAGGCGAAGUCUGUGGGGGGGAAGAAGGACCGCUCGCUGUUUUUGUUCAGUGAUCUGUUGAUCUGUACGACUCUGAAGAGGAAGUCCGGUUCUUUACGGAGGAGCUCUAUGAGUCUCUACACCGCUGCUAGUGUCAUCGACACCUCGAGUAAAUAUAAGUUUCUGUGGAAACUUCCCCUGGAGGAUAUAGAACUAGUGAAAGGUUCUAAUCAGGCCGCUAACAGAGACACCAUCCAGAAAACCAUCAGCCGUCUGGACGAGGACCUCAGUACUCUCGGCCAAAUCAGCAAACUGUCAGAAACACUCAGCUUCCCACACCAGUCUCUGGAUGAUGUGAUAAAGGAUCUGAUGGCGUCGGUUCACAGAGAGCUGGCUGAGAAACAGUCCCUGGCCUUCAGUAUGACCUUCCUGCCCACCAAACUGGAGCUGACCACAGCGUCGGCCGAGAGCACCUUCAUCUUCGAGUUCAGCAGCCCGGACGCCCGCAGCAACUUCGAGCAGGCCUUCGAGGAAGCCAAGAAGAAGCUCGCGAUGAAUAAAGAUCAGUGGGACCCGGAGUUCCUGAAGGCGAUCCCGAUCAUGAAGACCCGCAGCGGGAUGCAGUUCUCCUGCGCGUCUCCGAGUCACAGCUGUCCCGAGAACACGUACGAGGUGUGGGUGUGUAACAGCGACGGGUACGUGGGGCAGGUCUGCCUGCUGAACAUCCGGGACGAGCCCACGGUGGAGGCCUGCAUCGCCGUCUGCUCCGCACGCAUCAUCUGCAUCGCAGCCGUCCCCGGACUCAAGAGCAGAGAGCGGGGGGAGUCCAGGCAUUCUGCCCCUGCUGCCCCCUCAGAUCCACCCUCAGCCCCCUCGGCCCAGCCCCAGCUCCACAUCUCCAUCUCAGGCUCCUCUCUGGAGCUCAGCGAGCCCCCCGCGGCCCCCGUCCCCGAGCUGGUGCCUUUCGACAGCGAUGAUACGGACGACGAGGACUCCCCCAGCCCUUCAUCCACACUGCAGAGCCAAGCCUCACACUCCACCAUCUCCUCCAGCUACGGCAAUGACGAGGCGGUGGUCUGUAAGGACAUGGCCACAGAGACCACCAGUUCUGAGGAGGAGCAGGAGUUUCCGGUAUCCAACACGUUCGGAGCUCAGAGACUGAGCGCUGAGAGCCCGAUGGACGGCCGGGCGAUGCGGCGCUCCAGCAGGGGCUCCUUCACCAGAGCCAGCCUGGAGGAUCUGCUGAGUAUAGACCCCGAGGCCUACCAGAGCUCCGUCUGGCUCGGCACUGAGGACGGCUGCAUCCAUGUAUAUCAGUCUUCAGACAACAUCAGGAACAGGAAGAACAGUAUGAAGAUGCAGCACGCCGCCUCCAUCCUCUGCAUACUAUAUCUUGACAACAAAGUGUUUGUGUCUCUCGCCAAUGGAGAAGUGAUUGUUUAUCAGAGGGAAGCAGGCAGUUUCUGGGAUCCUCAGAGUUCUCAGACGUUGGGUUUGGGUUCUCCGAGUGGACCGGUCACUAAGAUGGUUCCAGUGGCCGGUAAGCUGUGGUGUGGCUGCCAGAACCGGGUCCUCAUCAUCAACACCAGCACUUUAGCACAGGAGCAUUCAUUCCAGGUUGGUCAGGACAGCAGUCGCUGCGUGACCUGUAUGGUCAGUUAUGGUCAGGGCGUGUGGGUGGCUCUUCAAGGCAGCGCUCAGGUCCGCCUGUAUCACUCCACCACCUACGAGAGCAUCACUGAAGUGGACGUGGCUCCAGCUGUACACAAGAUGCUGGCAGGCUCUGAUGCGAUUAUCCGUCAGCAUAAAGCUGCGUGUUUGCGGAUCACGGCUCUGCUGGCGUGUCGAGACGUGUUGUGGAUUGGGACGAGUGCAGGUGUGGUUCUAACCCUGUCCAUCCCACCUGUAUCCUCUAACGUGGGGGCGGGGUCUCUGAGAACCCCACUCCUCCCCAUGGGCUCCGCCCACGGGCACACCGGGCACGUCCGCUUCCUCACCUCCAUAGAGCUGCCCGAGGGAUUCGACGUCAGCUUCCCCUCCCAGACAGAGGGGAGCACAACAGUGAACUCAGCUCAGUCCACUCUGGAGGUCAGCAGCACUGUGGGUCUUCAGCGCCGAGACUCCGCCCACCGCCGGGCGUCCACCCUCCUCCAGACCAAGUCCAGCCUGCUGGUGAUCAGCGGCGGGGACGGGUACGAGGACUUCAGACUGACCAGCAGCAGCGAGACGGUGGGACGAGACGACAGCACCAACCACCUGCUGCUGUGGCGCGUGUGAAAUAGGCUCCGCCCACUGCCGGACUUUGCGUGAGAGGCUCCGCCCCUCUACACCAGCCGCUGGUCGCACACACAUAUGCCCGCCCUCCCGCCCGCCCACCACACUCUUUAAGCCCCGCCCCUCUAAACGUCUCUAAACAUCUCUAAACAUCUCUUAACGUCCGCCACUCAAGCCCUGAGUCCUGCUAUCUGCGUGCAUGCGCUAAACCAACCGGAAAAAAACAACUGAAACUCAACCAACUAACGCAAAAAAAAAAGGCGGCGUUGUUUUAUUGUUCGUUUUUCUUUUUUUGUUUGUUGCGUUUGUUGUGUUAUCGGUCAUUGCGUUGAACUUUGUCCAAUGGUGUAAGAAGUGAACUUUGCUCUGCUUGUGGUGUGUUUUCUUGUGGGAUCCUUUUUAACGUGUAGCGAAAAAUUCUUCAGAACGUGAAUUAGCGUGAAAUUAGUGCACAGGCUAAAAGAUAAGCAAGAAGGAUUGAGGUGAAAAGAAGGAUCGAUUAUGAAAGAUAAGGAUAAGGAAAGAGAAAGGAAGCCAGAAUGCUGGUUAAACAUUUUUGAAGUGUUUAGGAGGAAUCUGCAAAGUGGAAACGGCUUUCUGUGGUGAAUUAGCUAGCGUGCUAACUCUGCUUUAGCGGGUAAUUAGCGGAUAAGCUAAUUUUGCCAUCAGAAAUGAAAGGAAAGUGAAGUACUGAACCAAAAAAAACAAAAAGAGAUUGUAAGUGAUGCAGGAAAGAAAGAUAGUAAGAUAGCAAAGGGAAAAGAAGGCAAAAAGAAACAAUAUGGCGGAUUUAGAGAUGAUGAGAGCUAGCAGUUAGCAUUAGCUAAAAACAAUGUGGACGGGCAUUGAGACGUUAAGCUAAAGGAAAAGGAAAAGGAAAGGUGUGUGGGCAUCCAGAGGGGUUUAUUCAUCCCUUUUUUUCCUCUACUUUUAGAGAACAGUGGGCACUCGUUUAUUCAGUGUGGUCAACUAGUGCUCCCUCACACUGUGAUGAUCGCGUUCAUGAAUGAAGAUUUAGCGCUUUUACUUUAGCGCUAUGCUAAAAAGCGCUAAGAGUGAUACGAGAGUUAACCUAUACGUAACCUGAUGUGCAAUAUAAGGAUAGGGUACAUACAAAUAUACAUAUAUAUAUAUAUAUAUAUAAAAUAUACAAUUAUAUUGCGAAUAGCUCUGAAACUACAACGCAGCGCACAUAAAAUACACAAUUACAAACACACACACACACACACACACACAUUUACCCCUCCUGUGAGAGUAUGCAGUUAGCAUCCUAACCGUAAUCGUUAAAAAAAAAAUCACAUACGCCGUUUCUUCACGCACUCGUAAUCACCGUACUCGUUCUGUUUAUAGUUAUUAUAGAUUUUUUAUAAAUUAAAGAAUUAAAGAGUGGCAGGUGGUUUCACAAAAAACAGCAGGAGCAUUCGAUACUGAUCGCUGUUGUGUUGGAAAAAAAAAAAAAGAAGAAGAAAACUAUGUACAGUAUUUAUGUUUUUGAUUUUAGUUAAGCCUUUUACUUUUACAGCACUUAAUUUAUAAAGACUGAUGUUUUUCUUUUCUUUUUUUUUUCUAUUUUUUUCCCUUAAAAAUGCUCUCGUUUAUCACGCAGUCCAACUUACAAAAAAAAUUCAUCCACAGGAUUUCCAUACAAUGACGGUCGGUGUAAGGUUUAUUUUUUUUUUUUUUCUGACUGUUUAAGGCUAAAUGCACAAGUAGAAAAUUGUAUGUAAAAACUAUUAUUAUUAUUAUUAUUAUUAUUAUUAUUAUUAUUAUUAUUAUUAUUAUUAUUAUUAUUAUUUGUAGUUUAGUGUACAAGAAAUACGUUUUCAUAAAAGGUUUCCAAUUUUAUUAUAUAUAUAUAUAUUUUUUUUAUCUCUGCACCUCACUUGAAAUAAGAUUUUCUGGAAAAAUGAAAAAAGGAAACAUUUCUUUAUUUUCUGAUUUUUCCAUUUUUGCAUUUUUGCAUUUUUGCAUGGAUUAUACACUCAGAUUAGUGUUACAUGAUACAAAAAUGGACAAAUCUGAAAAUCAAGACAGGAAAUAAAAAAAAUAAUAAUUUAUUAAUUUCUUAAAAUUCUGUUUGCCAAGGGCUGAAAUGAAAAACUAUAUAAUUAAAAACGUUUUAUACCCAAUUUUCUAUUUUCGAAUUUAGCUUGAUACAGUCAGAAAAUUAAAUUGCUAAACGUUACACUGACCACUGACAACUUGAUAGAGUUUAUUUUUUGAGUUAUAUACCUGGCACCCACUCAAUUGGUGUAAAUUCUAUUUGCUCAGUUUUUGGACCAUUUGAGGCUAAAUUUGGUUAUGAAACUAAAAUUGGCUGUGAAACGUCAUUAUUUAUUUAUUUUUCUUUUGGUGUUGGAAGGAACAACUGUUUUUUUAUUAUUAUUAUUCACAAAUUUCAGAAUUUCAAAAUUUCAACAUUUUUUUUUUUUUAUUUUUUUUUUUUUAUCAAAUAUAGUGAGUGUAUGCAUUUUUGAGUUUCAUGGUUUAGCUGGUCAACCAGCCUGACCAGAAUGACCUAGCAUAAGUGAACCAGUGUGACAACACUUGAUCCACCUAUAUAACCAGUUUAACAAGCUUGAUCUAAUGGUUUAAUCCGCCAACUUUAAUUACAAGAUGUGAAAAUCAUCAGAAAAAUCAGAAAUUCGAGUAACGAUUGUGAGGCAGAAAUAAUACAUUGAAAAAUGAAAAUGGAGAAAAAACUUAUGCAAACCCAUUUUUCCUUACUAUACCAAAAAAAAAGAAAUAAUAUUAAAUAAUUUUUUACACCCAAUUAAGUGUAAGUAAGUGUAAAAAAAAACUGAACUGAUAAAUGUUACACUGAUCAGGAUGACACAAGCAUUUUCACUGAAAUUAGCUAAAUUGUGUAUUGAUACAGUCAGUGUUCAUAUAUUAUUAUACCUGAUAACAUGAUAACAUCUCAUUAUAUAAAUCUGCAUAUCCAGUCUGUGUUUAUGAACUGCUGUUACAUGUAGAGAGUGAUGUACCGCUGUGUUCGGUGUGGAUCGGCAGUUGGGUGUUUGUUUAGGAAACGUCAGGUGUGUGUGUGUGUGUGUGUGUGUGUGUGUGUGAGAAAGUUACAGAGUGUCAUUGUCAGUACCAGUCAAAAGUUUGGACACCUCUUAAAUUCAGUGUUUUUUCAUUAUUUUAAAAUGUUCUGUAUUGUAGAUUAAUACUAAAGUCACCCAGACUAUAAAUAAAAACACACAGAAUUAUUUAGCAAACAAAAAAAUAAUAUGUUAAACAACCCAGAAUACGAUUUAUAUUUUAGAUUCUUUAAAGUAGCUAAUGUGUCUGGAUUUUCUCAGUCAGUUUUAUGAGGUAGAGUCACCUGGAAUUCAGGCUUUCAGUUAACAGCUGUGCUGAACUCAUCAAGAGUUAAUUACUUGAAUUUCUUGUCUCUUAAUAAAGUGUUUGAGAGCAUCAGUUAAAGUAAAGUAGUGAAGAGGUAGAGUUACAGGUAUACAGUGAAUAGUGAAUAUUUGAGUAAUGUUCUAAUCCAGAUUAUGAGAAGCAACAACUACUCAACUAAGUAGAGAAAAAAAUUACUUUAAGAUACGAAGAUCAGUCAAUCUGAAAGUGCAGUCGCAAUGACCAUAAAAAAUGUUAUGAUGAUGGAACUGGCCCUCAUCAGGACCACCCCUGGAAAGGAAGAGCAAGUGUUCCCUCUGUUGUACAGGAUAAGUUCAUCAGUUACCAGCCUCGGAAACCACAAGUUUACAAACAGCUCCCCAGAUAAGAGCACCUAAAAGCUUCUUCACGGAGUAUUUUUUGGUGUGUUUAACACUUAUAAGUUACUACAUGAUUCUUUAUGUGUUCUAAAUGUAGAACAAAUCAUUUCAUUACAAUAUGUAGAAUACAUUCAAAGUGCGUGUGUGUGUGUGUGUUAUUGUUCUUGUUAUUGAAUUGGUACAUCGGGACCCAAAAGCCCCUGAUGAGCAGAUUAGAUCCACCUGAGAGUCAUGUGACCACAGUACUGUCACGAUACACACUUCAGCUGAUCACAGUUUUAUUAAUAUCACUACUUAUUGCUCUGCAGUGAAAAAAAGUGAGAAUGUAUCAUUACUGUGUGGCCCCAGAAAAUACAUUAUAAACUAGUAUAUGAAUACAUUUCAACAUUUCAUUAUAAACCCAGUAGAAGGUUUCUGAAUUUAUGAAGCAGUAAAGAGUGUCCAGUCUUUUGACACAGUCAGUCUGAUUAUUAGUGCAUCUUAAAUAAAUUAGAAUAUCAUUGAAAAGUUGCUUUAUUUCAGUAAUUCAGCUCAAAAUGUGAAACUCAUAUAUUAUAUAGAUGUAUUAAACACAGAGUGAUCUAUUUUGCACGCUUAUUUCUUUUAUUGUUGAUGAUUAUAAUUUACAGCCAAUGAAAAACCUGAAAACCAGUGUCUCAGAAAAUUAGAAUAUUAUAUAAGACCACUUUGUACUUUUGGCAGUGUGGGCAGUGUGCCAAGUCCUGCUGGAAAAUGAAAUCUGCAUCUCCAUGAAAGUUGCUAAAACACAGUGGAUCAACACCAGCAGAUGACAUGUCUCUCCAAACCAUCACUGACUGUGGAAACUUGGAUUGCUUGAACAGACUCUGCUCCCUUGAUUUCCUUUAAAUAAAAUGUAAAAUGUACUGAUGAUCAGUGAUGGUUUGGAUAGAGAGACAUGUCAUCUGCUGCUGUUGAUCCACUGUGUUUUAUUAUCAAGUCUAAAGUCAGUGCAGUUUUGUUUUCCCACAAAAUCUUACUUAAAGCACUACAUGCUUUCCUCUGCUACAGACAACCUUUAUGGAGAUGUUGAUUUCAUUUUCCAGCAGGACUUGGCAUACUGCCCACUAAUUUUCUGAGAUAGAUCACUCUGUGUGUAGUUCAUCUCUAUAAUAUAUACGUGUUUCAAAUUUUGAACUGAAUUACUGAACUAAAGUAGCUUUUCAAUGAUAUUCUAAUUUUUUGAGAUGCACUAGUAUAUAAGGAUCUGGUUAUAUUAUAUUAUAUUAUAUAUGGAUGUUAGUGCCAAGCGUGUGUGGCAGUAGUGUACUGUAUCUCCCGGUGGGGAAGCACUGUAGGAGCAGCGAGUACAGAAGUUUAUUAGUCGUCUACAGCCUCUGCCUUCUCCGUUCAGACAGCGAUCGUCUAUAGAAGAAGAAUAUUUUCAUACAGCAGCCGAUCUGAUCUGAUUUCCGAUCAUAAAUCCGAUCAGCUCCGCUCCCACUCCGACUCGAGUGCGUUUGUAAGUAGCCUUCCAGCCAUUUUUGUGAAAGAAGUCAUCAAUGUUUAUUGUAAAUAUUGGAAUAUAUUGCCUUUUUUCUGUACAUAGUGCUCCACUGUCCACAAUUGUUGAUAUGAAUCUGAUGGCAUAUUUUUAUAUACAUGUUUAAGUUUUUGUCUAUGGUUUUUUGUUUUUUUGUUUUUUCCUCGGGCAUGUCCUCCUCUAUGCCGCCACAUUUAAAUUAUAACGUUAUAGUAUUUUAGAAGAAGAGUAUUGCCUCUGCAGGUCAUGUUACAGUCCUCAUGGUUUCUUCACAACUUUUUUCCUGUUUAUGGUUCUGUGGGUUUCUUUGCAAUAAAAAAAAAAUCACUGA